UUUCCACCACGCAGACUCUGCUGCGACUCCGACAGUCAGCGCCGUGGCGUGUGUCGAUCGAUGUGCUUCUUGCCAGCCGGAUAAAUUUGUCUGCUUGCAUCGCACAGUAGUCAACAGUCGGUCAUCGCUUAUGCGAUAAAUUAGCCGUUUUAAUUGGUAUCGUGCGACCAUUGCGGGAGUAAAGUAGACAGUUCUUCCGGCUUCCGUCGAAUAUUGCGAGGUCAGAGAAGGCUGGCUACGUUCUGUGGUGCUGUUGAAAACACACAAUGAAAAUGGCGUGGCAACCGCAGGAAGAAGGACUUAGGCAAAUUUUGACACUUCUCAGGGAGUCUCAGAGCCCAGACACAGCGACCCAACGCGCCGUUCAACAAAAAUUGGAGGAGCUUAACAAAUUUCCAGACUUCAACAACUACCUUAUAUUUGUAUUGACCAAAUUGACCUCUGAAGAUGAACCGACGAGAUCUUUGAGUGGAUUGAUAUUGAAAAAUAACGUCAAAGCACAUUUUAACAAAUUUGUACCUGAAGUGACAAAUUUUAUCAAACAAGAAUGUCUCUCCGCUGUUGGAGAUCCUUCCCCACUGAUACGAGCUACAGUUGGUAUCCUGAUAACAACAGUCGCAUCGAAAGGUGAGCUAACUUCGUGGCCAGAACUAUUACCGGCCCUUUGUCAAAUGUUAGAUUCCCAGGAUUAUAAUGUGUGCGAAGGAGCUUUUGGAGCCCUACAGAAAAUCUGUGAAGAUUCUGCUGAAUUAUUAGAUUCAGAUGCACUGAAUCGACCACUGAACGUCCUCAUUCCCAAAUUUCUGCAAUUUUUUAGACAUACUAGUCCUAAAAUAAGAUCCCAUGCAAUUGCAUGUGUGAACCAGUUUAUAAUCAACCGAACACAGGCAUUGAUGAUCCACAUCGAUAGCUUCCUAGAAAAUCUGUUCCAUUUGGCCACGGAUGACGACCCAGAAGUACGAAAAAAUGUCUGCAGGGCUCUGGUCAUGCUAUUAGAAGUCCGGAUAGACAGGCUCAUACCACAUAUGCACAAUAUCAUCGAAUACAUGCUGAUGAGGACUCAAGAUCCUGAUGAAGGCGUCGCACUAGAAGCUUGCGAAUUUUGGCUGUCUCUAGCCGAGCAACAAAUCUGCAAAGAAGCACUUGCUCCACAUUUGACAAGGCUGGUACCCGUUCUGGUCAGAGGUAUGAAGUACUCUGAAAUCGACAUAAUCCUGCUGAAAGGAGACGUGGAAGAAGACGAGAUGAUUCCUGAUCGAGAAGAAGACAUAAGACCCAGAUUUCACAAGUCAAGGUCACACCACACGCACCAUACCACCUUUGGAGCCAAACUUAUCGAUGACAAUGGCAUAGGUGACGAUGACGAUUCAGAUCCGGAAGAUGGUGGAGACGAUGAUUCCACACUUAGUGAUUGGAACUUGAGGAAAUGUUCAGCAGCUGCACUUGAUAUGCUUGCUAACGUCUUUCAGGAAGAAUUGCUACCUGUUUUAGUACCGAUAUUAAAAGAAACCCUUUUUCAUCAAGACUGGGAAAUCAAAGAAUCUGGAAUCCUUGCUCUCGGGGCGAUUGCCGAAGGCUGUAUGACGGGGAUGAUACCACACCUGUCUGAACUGAUACCAUAUUUAAUUGGAUGUCUCGGAGAUAAAAAAGCGCUCGUACGUUCCAUCACUUGCUGGACAUUGAGCAGGUAUGCACACUGGGUUUGCUCACAGCCUCAUGAAACACAUCUAAAACCGCUGAUGACAGAGCUGCUCAAAAGAGUUUUGGAUGGCAAUAAACGAGUCCAAGAAGCGGCAUGCUCUGCCUUUGCAACCCUUGAAGAAGAAGCAUCAACAGAGCUAGUUCCAUACCUAGGAUAUAUUUUGGAAACGCUAGUCUUUGCUUUUGGAAAAUACCAGCACAAAAAUUUGCUGAUACUUUACGACGCGAUCGGGACGCUGGCUGAUUCAGUGGGUCACCAUUUAAACAAACCUGACUAUAUCAACUUGCUCAUGCCACCAUUAAUAAAUAAGUGGAAUGUGUUGAAGGAUGAGGAUAAAGACCUCUUUCCCUUGUUGGAGUGUCUAUCAUCUGUUGCUACGGCUCUACAAUCUGGAUUUCUCCCCUAUUGUGAACCUGUUUACAGGCGUUGUGUGUCUUUGGUCGAGCAAACUUUGAAUCAGCAUAUAGCAAACACGCAAAGUCCUGAGCAAUUCGACGCACCAGACAAAGACUUCAUGAUUGUAGCAUUAGAUCUCUUGAGUGGAUUGGCAGAGGGCUUGGACGGGCACAUGGAAAGCUUAGUCGUCAACAGCAAUGUCAUGCAGCUUUUAUAUCAGUGUAUGCAGGAUCCUAUGCCAGAAGUUAGGCAAAGCAGCUUUGCGUUACUUGGCGAUCUCACCAAAGCGUGUUUCCAACAUGUUUUACCAUGUAUAUCGGACUUUAUGCCGAUUCUUGGACAGAACUUAAAUCCUGAAUUCAUAUCCGUGUGCAACAAUGCAACAUGGGCCAUUGGAGAAAUAUCCAUAAAACUUGGUGCCGAUACAAGUCCAUACGUUCCACUGAUCUUAUCUCAGCUUAUAGAUAUAAUCAAUCGACCAAAUACGCCUAAGACUCUCCUAGAAAAUACCGCCAUUACGAUCGGUCGCCUAGGUUAUGUGUGUCCCCACGACGUCGCCCCCAUGUUACAGCAGUUUGUCCGACAGUGGUGUACAUCCUUAAGGAACAUCCGAGACAAUGAGGAAAAAGAUUCUGCAUUUAGAGGCAUGUGCCAAAUGAUUACUGUUAAUCCUGGCGGCGUUGUACCAGACUUUAUCUUCUUCUGUGAUGCUGUUGCUUCUUGGGUUACACCUCAUGAUGAUCUCAAAGACAUGUUCCAAAAAAUUUUACAUGGUUUCAAAAAUCAAGUUGGUGCGGAUAAUUGGAAACGAUUUUCUGAUCAAUUCCCGCCGCAACUCAGUGAGCGGCUUCAUGGCAUGUACGGCGUCUGAACAGCCCCGCCUACUUAUUACGGCCGCUGUACGGGGCAGGCCGAAUGGGGUUGGGCGGGGAAUAAUAAUAAUGGGUCGACAGGGUGGGUGGGUGAAACCACGGCCUCUUCUCAUCGUCAUCGUGUCAUCAUAAUCGUCGUAGUCGUCACGUCGUCGUUGCCGUUGUAAGUCCCUCGGAAAAUUCGAUUUGAUCUCAACGUAAUAAAUCGUGAUCAUUUA
Molecule: messenger RNA, 3188 nt
Organism: Athalia rosae (coleseed sawfly)
Lineage: Eukaryota; Metazoa; Arthropoda; Insecta; Hymenoptera; Athaliidae
Gene: Tnpo
Product: transportin-1
Exons: 16
Coding region: 267-2969 (900 amino acids)
Biological process (GO): protein import into nucleus
Cellular component (GO): cytoplasm; nucleus
Molecular function (GO): small GTPase binding; nuclear import signal receptor activity
Source: RefSeq, a predicted model, not a curated record